UUUCCUUCUGUUGCCUCACUUGAAUUACACAUCAAUAAGAUGCAUCCAGGUACUGAUACACCAUUCUACAAGUUGAAUCAGCUGCAGGACAACAAAAUACGCUGUGAUAUUUGUGGAGCUGCUUUCCGCAAUAGUCGUGACCUCGAUAUGCACAGAUAUGCUGCUCAUGACACAGUUGUCGGAUUUCAGGACCUCACUUUUGUUGACUUCUCCAGCUCAAAAUUUCCACAUAUUGCCCGUGCUGUGUGUGAACAAUCCCUGCACCGGCCAUCGAAAGCAACAUGUCCGAGAUUCCAGUGCCUCCACUGUCACCGAUCCUUCCCCUGCGAUAGUGCUCUUAAGAUUCAUAUACAUGCUGGCUGUGGCUUGGCAGCGACGACUUCUUCAGAUAGUGCUGAAAGUGAUGGUCCUACUGAUCUCAGUUGUCACUCAGGAAGGCGGCAAGUCUCUCCAUCAGAAUCAGAAGAUGAAACACCUGAAGAAAAGAAGAGGCAUGAUUUCUUUUCAUGCCUUGAUCUCCGUAAUAAAGUAUCAUCUCAGGUGCCUUAUGAAACACCUUCACCGGGACCUCAGUUCAAGGAAGACAGUUUGGAGCAACCUUCUGACUUUUCAAACUUUGAUCAGUCACCACAAAUGGGCACUAGAGAUUUGGCAGAUAUUCAGAGCAUGAUCUCUGUAACAUCAGUUGGUGGGAUAUUGCCAGAGCUCUCCAAAUCCCCAUCUCCUCCUCCUCCUCCUUCAUCAUGCCAUAGUGCCAGUGGUGAUCUCACACCUCCAGAUUCAGCUGUCAAAGAAGAGGAACAACAAGAUCUAUUUGCUGCAGAGUUUCGACGCAUGAAGUUGCGUGGGGAAUUCCCGUGUCGACUGUGUGAUGCAGUUUUUCCAAAUUUACGAGCACUCAAAGGUCACAGCAGAGCACAUUUGUCAGCAGGAUGCUGCAAUGUGUGUCCGUUCACCCACUCUGAUCGCACUAUUCUUCUGCGGCAUAUGCGAUCUCACAAUGGAGACCGCCCUUAUGAAUGUGCUCUAUGCAACUAUGCUUUCACAACCAAGGCCAAUUGUGAGAGGCAUCUGAGAAAUCGCCAUUCCAAACUGUCUCGUGAUGAUGUGAAAAAAUCUAUUAUUUAUCAUCCUUCUGAGGAUCCUACAAAUGAUCCAGAGCUGCAGGGGAAGAUAACAACAAAAUUAGAUGUAAAGAGGAGUCUUGUAUUUGCAUCUGGCUCAUCAGAAGAAUACAGCACUGGACAUCUUCUGAGUACAGCAUUGUCACAUUCCAGACCUGAUAUCACCAAAGAGACCACUGAGGAAGCGAAACUAGACAUUCCCAUGUCAUUGCAGGAAAGAUUACGGCCCACUGCUACUACUGAUACUACAAACGACAGUGUAAAAACACCAUUACUAAUAGAUAAACCAGACAAGAUAGAGGACCCAACCAUUUCUUGUAACACACUACCACAGGUAUCAGAGGAGAGUCUAAUGUCUGUGACUGUGAAGAAAGAGGAAAAUGAACAUGAACCAGAGGCAGAGGUAGAGGUAGAGCCUGAAGAUGUUCAGCAAAAUAUACAAGACAAAGAAACACUAGUCACUUUCACAAACCAGUUUUCCAGUUUAGUCAGUCAAAGCCAAAGACCUAUAUGUAGCUCAGCUAUCACGUGUGGUGCAACACCAUAUGGUAGAGAUGUAAAUUCACCAUUGGAUCUCAGUAUGGAUGCCUUGGACUUGCGCAAGAAGAAGAAGAAGGAACCCUCACCGUCACCUCCCCCAUGUAAUUCACCAUUUCCUUCAGCAGAUGAUGAUGAUGAAGAUGCUGAAAAGCCUCAGGAUUUAUCCAAAAAGUCUGCUACUCCUGUGUCAUCUAGUCACUACACUGACAAAAUCCGAAAAUCUCUCUUUGGAACACAGGUCAAAGCUGAAAAUCAAGUCCCCUUAGUAAUGAGCAAUAGCCCUGGCUCCAUUUUGGCACAGCAUAUUUUGAACACAGUCAGCAAUCAUGCUUCAAAUCUCCCACCUCAUCUUAACCAGAAUCCUCCACAGUCACCCAAUACAGAUGUUCCUGCAACCAGAUACUUUCCACAGUUUGGUUCACCAUACAUAUCAUCUAUUUUCCCUUAUUUUUUGAUGCCCUCACCUUCUAGACCAAUCUUUCCUCCCACAUCAAAUUUGCAGGAAGUGGAAGAAAUGAAGGAACGUCUGCUGCAAAAGGAAUUAAUUCGUGAAAUACGGCUCACUUGUGGUGGAAAAGUAUUAAGUGCAGUGCCUGGAAAUGAACAGAUUAAUAGACACCCACAAACUUUCCAAGACUCUUCAAAUGAUUUCAGUAGCAGGAAUGCCAGUAUGAAGUUGAAGCAGGAAAUUGACACCAAUGUUCCUGUCCCCGUGGCUGAAAAGGCAGAUAUAAUGCAUCACAUGCCACCAAAACCAGUUACUAUAUCCCGGGACCUACCUGCUGUACCAUCAUCCUCUGUAAAAAUGGUGAUCAAGAAUGGUGUUCUGAUGCCAAAGCAAAAGCAAAGAAGGUACCGCACUGAGAGGCCAUUUGCAUGUGAACACUGUUCAGCACGAUUUACACUCCGUUCAAAUAUGGAGCGACAUAUAAAGCAGCAACACCCUCAAUUAUGGAGUCAGCGACAACGAACAGUGGGAGGACCAGGAAGGAGGCCACAACCACCUCCGAAUGUUACCUGCACUGAUAUGCAAGAUGUGCCCCAUCUUCUCACUAUUCCACGACCAGUUACAGAGGUUCUGAAGGAGCAGCAACGGUCUACAUCCAGCAACAACUGCACAAUCUUCAACAGUAGCAGUGUUACUUCCACUGCUGCCGUCACUCCCACCACUAGCAUAAAUAUUGCAGCAACAGCAGUGGUGACUACCACAGGCACUACAGUUGUUACUCCAGCCACUUCCAUGAGGAAUGAAGAUAACAGUCACAACACUAAUAAUUGUGGUUCAAAGACUUACAUCUCAGAUGAAGUGAAACAUGCAAUUGCUCAACAGCUGAAAUCAAAAUUGUCUGUAUCAGCUGAUGAUGCAGAUGAUGAAGCUGAACUGGUCAUUGAUGAGAGUGAGCAGUCCCCGAACCCAACUCCGCAACCUCCAGUUCCUUCUAUUACAGUUGUGUCACCAGAGGAACUGGAAAUGAGAGCAGGAGUAGGCACAGACCUUGCUAGUGUCUCCAGAUUGCUAGAUGCAGCAAAUCAACAAACCCAUGCUUUCCAGCGAUAUUUCAAACUGGAGGACAAUAGUGAGGAAGAUGAGGAUGGCCUUGUUGCUGGAAGCAGUGAUGAGAACAGGUCUGAGACGGAGCUUACACCCCCAUCAGAUGUCAAGAAGAAAAGUGCAUAUUCCCUGGCACCAAAUCGUGUCUCGUGCCCUUACUGCAACCGCAAAUUCCCGUGGUCAUCCUCACUAAGGCGUCAUGUCCUGACCCACACAGGUCAAAAACCAUUUAAAUGCAAACACUGCCCACUGCUUUUCACUACAAAAUCAAACUGUGACCGUCAUUUAUUGCGUAAACAUGGCGGAAGUAGUGGGAGUCAGGCUGUUAAUGCAAGUGCAGUUGGGAGCGCAAGCAGCAGCGGGGAAACUUCUCCUGGGGCAGUAAACUCUGCAACACGUAACGUACCUGAACGGCCAUACAAAUGUCACCAGUGCCCGAGUUCAACAUUUUCAACUCAGAGCAAUUUGCGUAAACAUUUGUCCACGAAGCAUGGGAAUCAAACUGGCAGUAGUCCCACUGGUAGUGGUAGUGAUGAACCAUCGUCUGCAGACCCCGAAGUCAGUGUUCUGACAGACUCACCUCCUCCAACAACUCCUGUGCUUGUGGCACUACCUCCAGUGCCUGAAGCAAGCACAGUAGCCACACCAGCUGUGUCACCCGCUGCACCUCCUGCUGUGACUGUAGAGGAAGCCUCACCUACAGUGGUGCCCUGCAUUGUACCCAGCAGAUUAUCUUCACAACUAAAUCAAACUCCUGCAGCUGUGGACACAUUGCCAUCUUCUGAGCUGCCAUUCAAGUGUCACUUAUGUGAUGGGAGUUACGCAGAAAGGCAAGAUGCACUCAAUCACAUACAAGAAUGCCAUACUGCUGAAUUUGAACUACUUGUAAUGAAAGGUGCCCUUGAAGCUGCUGAAGACAAUAACAACAUCAGUAACAGUGGAGCAAUGGGUGUUGUUAAGGAAGAAGGAAACCAUACGCAUGUGGCACAACACAAUCCAGAGGAAGGGAUGGAAUCAGCCAGAGGAAAAUUUCCAGAUUAUGCCAACCGGAAGGUGAUGUGUGCUUUCUGUAUGCGACGUUUUUGGUCAGCAGAGGAUUUGCGCCGUCAUAUGCGUACACAUACUGGUGAGAGGCCGUUCUCUUGUGAUGUCUGUCGCCGGCGUUUCACAUUGAAACACAGUAUGCUUCGACACCGCAAAAAACAUGGAGGCUGUGCAGCAGCUAGUGUGACACCACUUGUGACUGAAAGUGAUGGAUGUGUAACUGUGACUGAUAACAACAGCCCCCCGGGAAACAACAACAACAACAACAGUAGUAGCAACAACAACAACAUCAAUAGUAACAACAAUAAUGAUGAUGCUACCACACCGUCAGUUGUUAAAGGUCGGGGUGAAUCAGAAGAUGCGUCAGAUCUCAUAGGUAAUCUGCUUGGCAUCCAGGACCGUUCUAUCAUAGACAAAGCUCUCCAGGCUCGAUCAGCCGAUGAUGCGGCAAAACUUCUUGGUGUCAAACAAUGAAAGAGUUUCUC
Molecule: messenger RNA, 4745 nt
Organism: Schistocerca cancellata (South American locust)
Lineage: Eukaryota; Metazoa; Arthropoda; Insecta; Orthoptera; Acrididae
Product: ras-responsive element-binding protein 1-like
Exons: 8
Coding region: 40-4734 (1564 amino acids)
Biological process (GO): regulation of transcription by RNA polymerase II
Cellular component (GO): nucleus
Molecular function (GO): DNA-binding transcription activator activity, RNA polymerase II-specific; RNA polymerase II cis-regulatory region sequence-specific DNA binding
Source: RefSeq, a predicted model, not a curated record